CAACUGUUAUAUUCUCAUCAAUUCUGUAUCUCUUUAUCAGUCGACGAUAUAGAGUGGCAGGAGAUGGACUUGUGUUGCCAACACUCCGUAGAUAAGUCAUACAAGAUGUUACUUUCCCUUUUCAUUAUAUCAAGCAUUCUAACCUCACGGUGUGGUGCUCUUGCCAAAAACCUGACCGAUGAAAAAAAGUUUGCGAACUCUGAGACUUGUCCGUGCGAUCUCAUGUAUGUGGACGAGGUACUCAUCUGGGACUGUGAUAAACACAAUCUGCAUGAAGUUCCCCGCGAAUGCUGGGCGUAUGGGAACUACUCCAUCGGCCAAGUCGUCUUGAGUAAUAACUUCAUCACUGAGAUCCAUGCUAACGAUUUCGUGGGUCUUGGUUCCGUGAAGCAACUCAUGCUCAAUAAUAACAACAUCACGAGCGUGGCGGCCGGGGCCUUCAAGCCCCUCGCUGGCCUCGACACUUUGGAUCUUUACCACAACAACAUUGUUCAACUUCCCGAUGACGUGUUCGAGGGCCUGGUCAACCUGGAGAGCCUCUGGGUCAGUCACAACUUGCUGCAAACCAUCCCUGAUAUCUCCUUCGUGACCAAAGCAAAGGCCAUUUCCUUCAGCAACAACAACAUCAGGACGUUUCCCAAGUACCUCCUGGACGCCCCGACCACCCCGCUCACGCUCUCUCUACAAAACAACCUCGCCACGGAGAUCUCCGCCUCGGCCAUCCUCAACCUGCCUAACUACAGCACACUCUACAUCGACACCAUCACCGUCUGGGCAGCGGACGCGCAGGAGGCAGAGGCACUCCGGGCAAAAUCCUGGUUUGGCACCGACCUCGACGGCCUCAUCCAGAUCAGUCCCCAGGAGGGCUGCCCUUCGCACUUCCACGACGUGCUCGGCGUUUGCGUGUUCGUGGAGCCCUUCUUCAGCGGCGACUGGGGGACCAUGAGCUACUUCUGCCGCGAGAUGGGAGCCGAGAUGCUCAAGGUCGCCGAUGCCAACUUCUUCCAGCAACUGCUUCAUAUUCUUCGCACUGAAGGCCUUGACCACCACGACUACUGGCUCGGCGGAAGUGACGCGGCAGAGGAGGGCAGCUGGAAAUGGGCAGACGGGACGGCCAUCGAGCGAGGAAGCCCCUUCUGGGCGACGCAGCUUCAGAAUCCCGAAUCUUACCAAAUUGAACCCCUUGGAGGAACAAUCGAAAAUUGCCUCUACCUUGACAAAUCCCGUUUUCUUUACUUCGAUGAUGGCGAAUGUACUGAAGCAAAAAAUGUGAUUUGUGAGCACCAG
Messenger RNA from Penaeus monodon (black tiger shrimp), 1287 nucleotides. Its product is annotated as leucine-rich repeat neuronal protein 3-like. Gene Ontology annotation, cellular component: extracellular matrix. Lineage: Eukaryota; Metazoa; Arthropoda; Malacostraca; Decapoda; Penaeidae. Gene Ontology annotation, molecular function: protein binding. The record is from RefSeq and is a predicted model, not a curated record.